ACUCUGAAGCCAGCCAAGGAGUCCUCGACUAGAGCCAUAACCUAGCGGCCGCGGCCAAAUUGUCCAUAAGUCCCGAUUGGAUCCGGCGCGUCGGUUGCGACUUCGGCGGGCUGCCGCCGCCGCUCCAUCCCCAGCUCUUUAAUGGGUCCGUCGGGGGUGUUCUCCGCUCCGAGCUGAGCGCCGCUGCGGCCAUCAUGCCACAAUGGUGACCAGGCGGCUCGUCCUGCUGCUGAGCGUCUUGCAGGCGGCGCGGGGCUCCCCGGGGCUGGCGUCUGCCGAGGUGCCCCCGAAGGGGCCGGUCUGCGCCAGGGAAGGGCAGGCGUGCGACCCGCGCUGGCGCAGAGAUGCCGGCGGGCGCGGCGGAGUCUACGAGCAUCUCGGCGGAGCUCCUCGGCGCAGGAAGCUCUACUGCGCCACCAAGUAUCACCUCCAGAUCCACGCCAACGGCAAAAUCAACGGCACCUUGGAGAAGAACAGCGUCUUCAGCAUUCUCGAGAUAACUGCAGUGGACGUUGGAGUUGUUGCUAUCAAGGGCUGUUUUUCCGGCAGAUACCUGGCUAUGAACAAAAGAGGCAGACUUUAUGCUUCAGAAACCUACAAUGCUGAAUGUGAGUUUGUGGAAAGGAUCCAUGAGCUGGGCUAUAAUACUUAUGCAUCCCGCAUGUAUCGGACUGUGCCCAAUGGAGCCAGCAGUAAACGCAAAGCUAGUGCUGAGAGACUCUGGUAUGUCUCUAUCAAUGGAAAAGGACGACCCAGGAGGAGCUUCAAAACCCGUCGGACCCAGAAAUCAUCACUCUUUUUGCCUCGGGUGCUGGAUAACAAAGACCAUGAUAUGGUCCGACUCUUCCACACAAAUGCUAAGUACAGAGAGAACCUAUUAAAGCCUCCAAGUAAGAACCAGAGGAGAAGAAGAGGACACUAGGGGAUGCUCUGUGGUGGGGUAAAGGAUGAAGACCGAAGACAAGUCAGUGUUCAUAGUGCUACUAAAUAACAAACAAAUAGGACUGUGUGAUCAAUGUGGACUCAGAAAGUAAUGAUAUACUAUAUAUAUAUUACCGGAUGUCCCACCAAACAUAAUUGCUAGUUGUUUUAGAAUUAUAAUCUAAGCUAAAGACAUAUGAUAUAAUAAACCAGAGCAUGAUCACAUGUAAAUUAGAUUGAUGCAAGGAUUUUCAUUGUUUGUCUUUGACCAUUUCUCAGUUGCUUCGCCAGUCAAGUGUCUCCCUUUCAGUAACCUAGAAUUUCUUAACCCAGUCAUCUCCAUUCCUCAGAGCAAACUUCCAAUCAAGCUAGUUUAAAUAAAUUACCUUUGUGUACCUUUGCUUAUGACAAAACAAUACUUUUGAAGAAAAAUAUUUUUCUUUUCUUCCUUCUUUCCUUCUUUCCUUCUAGAGCAGCCUUCCCCAACCAG
Molecule: messenger RNA, 1411 nt
Organism: Rhineura floridana
Lineage: Eukaryota; Metazoa; Chordata; Lepidosauria; Squamata; Rhineuridae
Gene: FGF3
Product: fibroblast growth factor 3
Exons: 3
Coding region: 203-922 (239 amino acids)
Biological process (GO): positive regulation of protein phosphorylation; positive regulation of cell population proliferation; regulation of cell migration
Cellular component (GO): cytoplasm
Molecular function (GO): fibroblast growth factor receptor binding; growth factor activity
Source: RefSeq, a predicted model, not a curated record